Molecule: messenger RNA, 975 nt
Organism: Caenorhabditis remanei
Lineage: Eukaryota; Metazoa; Nematoda; Chromadorea; Rhabditida; Rhabditidae
Exons: 8
Coding region: 1-975 (324 amino acids)
Source: RefSeq, a predicted model, not a curated record
AUGCAAAUAGCAGAAACAGCGGCAAUCGAGAGACGAACAGUUGGCAGUGAAGGGUCGAUGAACGGCCUGGAGACAAACGAAUACAACAAAAUAGAAUUAGAAGAUGAACAAGAAGUUGGAGUGAAGGAAACCAACAAAGAGAAUGGGCGAAACAAGGAAAAUAAUGCUGGAACUAGUUCAUCUGACAGCAAAGCAGGGUAUCUGAGCUUCAAAGGAAUCUUCAUCGCUGCUACAGUCAUUAUUCUAUCCUACAAUAUUCUCAGUGUGACCAACCCCCGCCCGUCUCGCUUCUCAGUCAUCACCAAAAUGGCUCCUCAACACUGCGGUCUCAAUUUGCCAGCGAGAAUCCAGAAUUUGAUACUCGAUAAACACAAUGAAAUUCGGUCAAAAGUGGCUCUCGGUCAGUAUAGUGUUGAUGAUGAUUACCUUCCGCCGGCGGCUAAUAUGCCGAAAUUGAUAUGGGAUUGCCAACUCGAACUGGAAGCUCAAAACAGAGCAAACGAGUGUCUUUUGGGACAGGAGAAAAUUAACGAAAAGAUGAGCGGAUUGGAGGAAGUCCGAGGAGAAAAUGCAUUCUAUUUUCGAACGGAUCCUUUUAAUUCUUCAGAUGGAGUGUUGAGAGGAAUCGAAAGAAUGGGUGAUGAAAUCGCAAUUGCUGGAAUCAAAAACUUGAAGUUGGCUCGGUACGACAAACGAAUCGGCCACGCGACACAGAUAAUAUGGGGAGAGACACGAAAACUGGGAUGCUCAAUUCAAGAGUGCGCGGCUCGAAAAGAUGGAUCACUUGACGGACAAAAGUUCAAUGUGGCUGUUUGCAAAUACUAUCCAACUGGCAACGUGUUCAAAUCAUCAACGCCUACAUCAAUUUAUUCAGUCGGAGAUGUUGGAAGCAGUUGCUCGGAAGGGACAUUCAUUGACCCAACAAGUGGUUUAUGUGUGGAAGCAACGUGGCAUGAGAAGACUGAAGAACAGUGA